Molecule: messenger RNA, 1026 nt
Organism: Gossypium arboreum
Lineage: Eukaryota; Viridiplantae; Streptophyta; Magnoliopsida; Malvales; Malvaceae
Product: cytochrome P450 89A2-like
Exons: 1
Coding region: 1-1026 (341 amino acids)
Cellular component (GO): membrane
Molecular function (GO): heme binding; oxidoreductase activity, acting on paired donors, with incorporation or reduction of molecular oxygen, NAD(P)H as one donor, and incorporation of one atom of oxygen; iron ion binding
Source: RefSeq, a predicted model, not a curated record
AUGCCUUUCUCACGUGUUAAGGCCCUUUUUCUUUCCCUACAUGAAAGAUAUGGUCCGAUUUAUACCCUGUAUAUAGGCUCAAAGCCCUUAAUCGUUAUUGCCAGUCACUCCCUUGCCCAUCAAGCCUUGAUUGAUAACAGUGUCAUCUUUGCUGACCGUCCCCAAGCAAUGGCCACUGAUAAGUUCCUCAGCUGUGACCAACAGAACAUUUCCUCGGCAUUCUAUAGCCCUACAUGGCUCCGGCUCCGCCGUAAUCUUACCUAUAAUAUCCUGCAUACUUUGCGGAUAAAAUCCUUUGCAUGUGCACGUAAAUGGGCCUUGGAUGCACUCAUCAACCGCCUAAAGUCUCACUCAUCAUCUUAUGAAUAUCAUCACACUAAAAUCAGAGAGCAUAUACAACAUGCACUCUACAGUUUGUUCGCUUUUAUUUGCUUUGGUGAGAAGCUUGAAGACAAGAAAAUUCAAGAUAUCAAUGAUCUGCAGCGACGCCUACAGUUGAGCUUUGAUGAAUUCAAAGUACUCAAUCUGUUUCCAAGUUUGGGGAAAUUUGUCUUUCACAAGCGAUGGGAAAAGCUUCGUCAGCUUCGACAGGAUCAGGAAAAACUAAUGGUACCUUUAAUAAAAGCUAGAAAGGCGAUGAGGGAAGGAAAAAACGAAAAGGAUGAGGCUUUCCUUCCCUAUGUUGACACUUUGUUUGAUUUACAACUUAAAGAGGAAAACAGGAAACUUGAAGAAAAGGAAAUUGUGACAUUGUGCUCUGAGUUCUUCACUGGAGGCAUUGAUACUACUUCCACAACUCUAGAAUGGAUCAUGGCUAAUUUGGUGAAGCACCCACAUAUUCAAGACAAGUUAUUCAAGGAAAUCAAAGGGGUUGUCUCAGACGGGGAAGUAGAGAUUAAGGAUGGAGAUUUGAGGAAGAUGCCAUAUCUUAGAGCCGUUAUCUUAGAAAGUUUAAGGCGUCAUCCUCCUAGCCAUUUUCUAAUCCCACAUACGGUAACAAAAAAUGUUGUUUUGGGUGGUUUUUAG